AUGGCUGAGAAAGUAAUGCCAAACCAUCUAAUGCAAAGUGUUAGUAUUGUGACAGGUGCUGGAAAUGGUAUAGGGCUUGCUAUUGUCAAAAAGCUCUUACAAGCACCAACAGUUUCUCACGUGGUUGCAGUCGACCUCAAGAUUGAGAAACUUGAAUCAAUCCAGGGAGACUAUGCACAGAAAUUGCACAUUGUCGCUGGAGAUGUUUGUCAAGAGAAUAUCAACAUCCAGGCGGUCGAGAUGGCGAUUAGGCAUGGGAGCAGGCUUACAACCCUUAUCCUCAAUGCAGCCACAUAUCGGCCACUGGGAGCAUUCCCAACUCUCAGUCUGGAAAGCUGGAAGCAUGCAUUUGAUGUCAACUUCUUUUCUAAUAUCCAUAUGCUACAAGUCGCUUGGCAUCACCUUCAAGAAAGCAGCGGCAGCAUAAUAGUGACUUCAUCCCGUGUCAGUCAACAGCCCUGUGAGUCAUGGACAUGCUAUGCAUCCUCAAAGGCGGUCCUCAACUAUCUGUGCGGCUGUAUUCCGUUAGAAGAUUCCAGAAUUAGCUCUAUCGCUAUUACGCCAGGCGCAGUUGAUACAGAAAUGCAAACGGGACUGCGGGAAGAAGGCACUGCCUCUCCCGAGCUGCAGAAGUUCCUUAAUGCCCUUAAGGCAGAAGGAAGAUUGCUGAAACCGGAGGAGCCAGCUGCUGCAUUUGCAAAGUUAGUGGAAAUAGGAAUACCAAAGGACUUAAAUGGCCAGACUAUUUAUUGGGAGGAUGUUUUAUAA
Fusarium proliferatum ET1 is the source of this 768-nucleotide messenger RNA. RefSeq lists its product as uncharacterized. The transcript is spliced from 4 exons. The coding region runs from base 1 to 768 and encodes 255 amino acids. The record is from RefSeq and is a predicted model, not a curated record. Lineage: Eukaryota; Fungi; Ascomycota; Sordariomycetes; Hypocreales; Nectriaceae. Gene Ontology annotation, molecular function: oxidoreductase activity, acting on NAD(P)H, oxygen as acceptor. Gene Ontology annotation, cellular component: intracellular anatomical structure.